This is a messenger RNA of Antechinus flavipes (yellow-footed antechinus), 4119 nucleotides long. RefSeq names its product beta-1,4-N-acetyl-galactosaminyltransferase 1 (gene B4GALNT1). The record is from RefSeq and is a predicted model, not a curated record. Gene Ontology annotation, cellular component: Golgi membrane. The coding region runs from base 1915 to 3519 and encodes 534 amino acids. Gene Ontology annotation, molecular function: hexosyltransferase activity. The transcript has 12 exons. Lineage: Eukaryota; Metazoa; Chordata; Mammalia; Dasyuromorphia; Dasyuridae. Gene Ontology annotation, biological process: ganglioside biosynthetic process.
AUAUAUAAUUGUAUAUGCACAUUUCCCUGCUAGAAUGUGUGCUCCUUGAGAUCAGGUUUGGUUUUAUAUCUUUGUAUCACUAGCCUUUAGACUAAGGCUAUAAGCACUUCAUAAGUGCUUGUUGAAUAAUUAAAUACAUUAUGACCUAUGAACCUCAUUACACUGUGGAAUAUUAUCCUGACCUUGUUAAUGACUGGCAUCUGAAUGACAUUUUCAAGAAUUUUUAGCUUCAAGCUAUAUUGUGAUUUUUAUUUAAUUAUUUCACUUAUUUCCCAAUAUUACCCAAUCUCUAACCUCAACAGUGAAAUUCCCUCAGCAUUCAUAGCCAAAUCUUCCUGACUGCAAGUCACAAACCCAACAUAUUAUUCUCUGUCUACACUGCCUUGUCUCUUUCUACCUCUGGAAUUUUCUUUAAAGUAGAUGAUGGCCUCCUAAUGCAUACCUUGCUUUUCAUUCCCCACUUUUAAAAGCCCUCUAGGUGUUUCUAUUUGGGAAAUAAAGGUGUUAGACUAGGUUAAGGGUUCUUCACUUUUUUGCUUUAUGGACUGCUUGGGCUGUUUGCCUUGUGGACCUCUUUUCUCAGAAUAAUUUUUUUUGGCUAAAUUUCAAUCAGAGAUUAGUGAAAAUUAAUUAGGCAGAAGCAUGUAAAUGGUUUAGAUUGGGGCUUGGAAUUAGGAAAAUCUGAGUUCAAUUCUAGACUCCAAUAUUAACUGCAUGACCCUGAGAAAAUCAUUUCAUUUCUGCCUAGGCAAUAAAAUGAGGCUAUAGGACUUACCUCACAGGAUUGUCAUAAAGAUAAAAUAAGAUAAUAUUUGUAAAAUGUUCUUCAAAGUUUAAAGUGAUAUAGAAAUGCUAGCUAUUACUGAAAUAAAGAUGUAAUUUUUUUCUCAUCCAAAUUCAUAGGCCUCUUGAUUUAUUCAUAGGCUAGGGGCAUGGUGAGAGGGAGAGCCUUGAUCCAUAGACCUCAAGUUUAGAAUCCCCAAACUAGAGAAUUUAGCCUUAAGUCCUUUCCAGCUCUAAUACUCUGUGAUGACAGUUUCCAUUAUAAGGCAUCUCCCUCCUAACCUCCACACACACAUACACACAAUCCCACUACCUUAUCCCUUCACAAAUCCUAUGAUGGAGAUGAAGAUUUUUUUGGAGUUCUUGGGAUCUCCAAGGCUGGAAAUAGUAGAGGUCAGGAGAUAUUGGAGAAUUACUGAGAUACUUUAAAACUUAAAAUUAUGAAUCUAUUGCCAAUCUACAUUAUAAAGGGAAUUUCCCCAGAGUGAGCCCCUUACUCUUGAAAUUAAUCCAGUAAUAAGAAAUUUAAAAAUAAAAAGAGGAGAAGAGAAAAAAAGACCGAGUUUAAAAGACAUGAUCUUUAAGGCCAGAAGGAAUCGCCAAGGUGAUAGAUUGGUUCUCCGGGUGUGGGAUUGGUUCUCACUACUGUUCCUCUGGUGUGGUCCUUAUGUGCCCAUUGUGGUUCUCUCCACUCCCACGAGAGGGCAGCUCCUCCAGCAUUCAUUAUGUCACGAGCCAAAGCCCAAGACCCAGACAGUGCAGGAGACUGAGCUCCAGGCUGAAGAAGUAAGGAGUACGGGGCCCUUCCGUAGAGCCGGAGGCUGAACAGUCCGUGAAACAGCAAGCCGGCUGUCAGUCUGAACCCUACGAAAGACAGGGAGCCAAUUGUCUCCCCUGCGCGUUAUCUCUCAGAGCGACUGACAGCUUGACAGGAGGUUACGUGUGUGGGAGCGGGACCCGGAGGGGGUUCCCUGCGGGACAGAAUUCUCCCACACGAAUUCUCAGGCUGGAACUCCCCCACUGACAUCCCCAUGAGGACUCUUGGACCCGGCUGGAGUGCCCUUUGGAGGAGAGACCGAGAUCUCGCCGAGGCCUGAGACCACCUGGCAGGUCAUUGCUGGAGUCUGAAUAAUGAAACUGGGACGAAGAUCAGUUUGCAGCUUCCUGCUAUUAUUCUUUUCUGCUGCUCUGUGUCUCUUCUUCUUUCACAAUUGGAAACACCCAAUUCCAAGAGCUUCUUCUAGAUUGUGGUCAUCUCCUCUAGAGUUCUCCAAGCUCAAAUACCCUCAACUGGCUCCAGAGCCUCAAUAUGCACACAUUCCCUUCAAGCUCAAGGAACAGGUUGUGGGGUUGCUGGCACAAAACGCCUGCAGCUGUGUGGCCAGUAGAGGAGGACUUGGCUUCUCUCUCCCAUUCCAACGGCAGGUGCAUGCACUUAACUUCACAUCAGCAUAUGGAUCUGAGGAGCUAGUGGAAGCCACAAUUGCAAGAGAUCGGGAAUACCAAGCUUUCCAGUCCAGGGUCCAGUCCCCAGCUGACCAGAUACUCAUCGCUCCAGCCAACUCCCCCUUGCAGUAUCCCCUGCAAGGUGUGGUGGUUCAGCCCCUAAAGACCAUCUUGGUGCCAGGUCUGAGCCUACAAGCAGCUGAGCAAGAAGUGUAUCAGGUAAACCUCUCGGCAUCUCUUGGAACCUGGGAUGUGGCUGGGGAAGUGGAAGGAGUGAGACUUCGAGGGGAGGGCCAACUGGAACUCACUCUCUCAAGCCCAGAGCUAGACCGACUCAACAGACAGCUUCAGCUGGUCACUUACAGUAGCCGGAACUACCAGCCAGACACUGCAGACACAGUCCGGUUCUCCACCGAUGGCCAUGAAGCUGUCUUCACUAUCCGAAUUAAGCAUCCACCAAAUCCUCGGCUGUACCCACCUGGAUCACCCCCGGAAGGAGCCAAGUAUAAUAUCAGCGCUAUGGUCACCAUUGCAACCAAAACUUUCCUUCGUUAUGACCGUCUCCGAAACCUCAUUGCCAGUAUCCGUCGUUUCUACCCAACAAUUACUGUGAUCAUUGCUGAUGACAGUGAGCGACCGGAGCCAGUCAAUGGCCCUUACAUCGAGCACUACCUCAUGCCCUUUGGCAAGGGAUGGUUUGCAGGCCGAAAUCUAGCUGUUUCCCAAGUGACCACAAAGUAUGUGUUGUGGGUAGAUGAUGACUUCAUCUUCACUGGCCGAACGAAGCUGGAGAAGCUUGUGGAUGUUCUGGAACAGACAUCUCUGGACUUGGUCGGGGGAGCAGUUCGGGAGAUCACAGGCUUCUCCACUACUUAUCGACAAUUAAUGAGCAUAGAACCUGGUGGCCCUGGCUGGGGAGACUGCCUCACCCAAAGGCGAGGCUUCCACCAUGAGCUCCCAGGUUUCCCAGGUUGUGUGGUCACUGAUGGUGUUGUCAACUUCUUCUUGGCGCGAGUGGACAAGGUCCGAGAGAUCGGUUUUGACCCUCGACUCAGCCGGGUGGCCCAUUUGGAAUUUUUCCUGGAUGGACUUGGCUCCCUUCGGGUAGGCUCCUGUUCCGAUGUCUUGGUGGAUCAUGCAUCGAAGCUGAAAUUGCCUUGGGUACCUUGGGGGACUGAGGCAGAAAUGUAUGCCAAAUACCGAUACCCUGGAGUCACAGAUCAGAGCUACGUGGCCAAGCACAAGCUACUCUUCUUCAAACAUCGCCUCCGAUGCAUGAGCUCAGAUUGAUUGGCCCAGGAACCAUAGAAUGGCUGAUGUGAUGGACACAGUGGCUACUGAGUGCACUUGGAACCCUCUACAGAUUUGUAUGCACUAUCUAGUCACUACAAGUAUCCAGCUGGUCAACUCUGUGGCUGACGACUCAAGGACUGUUCAAAGACUAUCCAGCCCUUCAAAUUAUUUGACCUUGAUCCAAUCCCAGGAUGAGAACUGGUCCUGGUGACUUCUCCAAUGCCCCAAAUACAAUUGGAGCUAUGACUCACCUUUACCAGUUCAGUGACAGCACCCCCAACCCCAGUGCUAAGCCCUCCAUUCUCUAUUCUUAUAGAGUAAUAGAAAACCUUUCUAGUACUAAAGAGCCUGAAGGUCUCCAAGAGCCAAACAGAACCCAUCCCUCAAAUGCAGACACCUUUCCCUAACUCCUUUAGAGGAGAUAGGUACAAUUUUGCCUCUGUGCUGCAUUCUGAAUCUCUGGACCAGAAUUCUAUGCAUCAUAUUCAGUUCUCCCUACUCCCACCCCACUCACCAGGAGAAUUUUGACCUUAGAGAUAAGAGUAACCACCUGAAGGUCUCGAGGAGGAGUUAUUGAACAAGCCAACAGUUUUGUAA